Messenger RNA from Rhinolophus ferrumequinum (greater horseshoe bat), 3597 nucleotides. RefSeq names its product tripartite motif containing 45 (gene TRIM45). Gene Ontology annotation, cellular component: nucleoplasm; chromatin. Gene Ontology annotation, biological process: positive regulation of DNA-templated transcription. Bases 289 to 2022 code for a protein of 577 amino acids. The record is from RefSeq and is a predicted model, not a curated record. Gene Ontology annotation, molecular function: protein binding; zinc ion binding; ubiquitin-protein transferase activity. NCBI's taxonomy places the organism in Eukaryota, Metazoa, Chordata, Mammalia, Chiroptera, Rhinolophidae. The transcript has 6 exons.
CUGGACCUGGAAACGCUUCCGGGAGGAGGACUUGGGGGGCAGGGGAGGGCGUGGUCGUGUCUGGUAUGGGAUGCCGUGGAAAGGAGCGGGCGCUCCUGAGCGGAUCUCUGGGUGGUUCCUUUGGGGAAUCCUCUUCUUCCCCUUUGCCCUUUGAUUUGCUGAAGAGAGAGUCCCCAUGGUCUCUGUUCAAGUUCUGGAAACUUUCUCUUUGGGUGGGCUUAAUCACCUACUACUUCAUUAUAGAACUGCCCAGGGCCUCUACUGAUACUGGGCACAAACGUGGGGAAUAUGUCAGAAAACAGAAAACCGCUGCUGGGCUUCGUGGGCAAACUCCCCAGUGGGACUGCCCUUGGGAACUCAGGCAAGACUCACUGCCCUUUGUGCAUGGGGCUUUUCCAAGCCCCCAGGCUCUUGCCAUGUUUGCACACAGUUUGCACCACGUGUCUGGAGCAGCUGGAACCCUUCUCAGUAGUGGACAUCCGAGGGGGAGAAUCUGACACAAGUUCUGAGGGGCCGCUAUUCCAGGAACUCGAGGCACACAGCCUGCAGCCCCAGAUCGGCAUUCUCUGUCCGGUAUGUGACGCUCAGGUGGACCUGCCCAGGGGUGGAGUGAAGGCUUUAACCGUAGACCACCUGGCCAUGAAUGACGUGAUGCUGGAGAGUCUGCGCGGGGAAGGCCAGGGCCUGGUGUGUGACCUGUGCAGCGACAGGGAAGUGGAGAAGCGAUGUCAGACCUGCAAAGCCAAUCUCUGCCACUUCUGCUGCCAGGCUCAUAGGCGACAGAAGAAAACGGCUCACCACACCAUGGUGGACCUGAAAGGCUACAGCCGGGUAGGGAAAGCCAUCCUGUGUCCCGCUCACCCUGCAGAGGAGCUGAGGCUGUUCUGUGAGCUGUGUGACCGGCCCGUGUGCAGGGACUGCGUGGUGGGGGAGCACCGGGAGCACCCCUGUGACUUCACGGGCAAUGUGAUCCACAAGCACGGGGACUCUGUGCGGGAGCUGCUCAGGGGCACCCAGCCCCGUGUGGAGGCCCUGGAGGCGGCGCUGGCCCAGAUCCCAGAGACACAGAGGGCCCUCCAGGAGCGAGUGGAGGCCGUGGCAGCCGAUGUCCACACCUUCUCAGAGGGCUACAUCAGGGCCAUCGAGGAGCAUCGGGACAAGCUGCUGAAGCAGCUGGAAGACAUCCGGGUCCAGAAGGAGAACGCCCUGCAGCUGCAGAAGGCGCAGCUGGAGCAGCUGCUGGCAGACAUGAGGACGGGAGUGGAGUUCACCGAGCACCUGCUGACCAGUGGCUCGGACCUGGAGAUCCUCAUCACCAAGGGGGUGGUGGUGGAGCGGCUCACCAAGCUGAACCAGGUCGAAUACAGCGCCUGCCCCGGCGUGGACAGCAGGAUACGCUUCUCCCCUCACAAGAAAGCAGGCCGGUGCCGCGGCUAUGAAGUCUACGGGGCCAUCAGCACCCAGGAGGUCGACCCGGCCAAGUGUGUCCUUCAAGGAGAAGAUCUCCACAGAGCUCGGGAGAAACAGACCGCCUCUUUCACCCUGUUCUGUAAGGAUGCAGCAGGAGAGAGCAUGGGCAGGGGAGGAGACGACAUUCGGGUCACAGUGGUCCCCAACGAUAAGAAAGACAGUCCAGUGAGAACGGUGGUGCAAGACAACAAGGACGGGACAUACUCCAUUUCCUACACUCCCAAGGAGCCUGGCAUCUACACUGUUCUGGUCUGCAUCAAAGAGCGGCAUGUGCAGGGCUCGCCGUUCACUGUGACCGUGAGGAAAAGGCACCGCUCGCACACAGGCGUGUUUCACUGCUGCACAUUCUGCUCCAGCGGAGGCCAGAAAACUGCUCGCUGCGCCUGUGGAGGCACCAUGCCAGGUGGGUACCUAGGCUGUGGCCAUGGCCACAAAGGUCACCCAGGUCGUCCCCACUGGUCAUGCUGUGGGAAGUUCACCGAGAAGUCAGAAUGUACGUGGGCAAGUGGGCCGAGCUCAGCAAGGAGUCUGCUCAGGACCGUGGCGCUCUGACGUUGCCUGGGUCAGCCUGUGAAGCUGCAGCCAGCACGACCUCAGAUUCCCAGAAGACCCCCAGACCCCGAUGAAGUCUCAAGAAACUGAGAAUUAAAAACAAAGUGCCUUAGCUAUACUCUCGAGUUCAAGUACUUUUCGUGAGUCACUCACUGAUUGUAUGUGUGGACGGUUGAGCACAAGAGACGCCCACUGUAUUCUUUGUCUUAACGAUGGGUUGGCAGUGCUUUCUGCACCCGGGGAGGCCGCCUGUCUUGUACAGGUAUGGAGGUACCUGUGCUGCUGAAACGUAGAGAUAGCGGGGGUAGUCUGGCUCCUCAGUGUUUGAUAAUAAACCUUUCUUAUUUCUCCCUGAGCUGUUAGAUAUUUCCCUCGGAAAUAAAAACCUCCUUUCAUCUUACGCACUUUUCGCCAGCACACGCUCUUUAAAUGGAUUAUACUGACCUUGCUGUUUAGGUGGAGGUCCCCCUCUUCCACCUCCGUGCCAUGUUCAUCUUGUACCCUCCACCCCCAGCAAAGACUAGAAGAUUGCUAUUGGUAAGGGCACACCAGUAGUCAGCCAAUGAAGGGGACUGGUGCUGACACAGACGCUCAGACAUUUUCUGCAGUUCAUCUCCUGCCAGGGGAUCGAGGGUACCCUCGUCCGCCUCACAUCUCUCAGCGCCCUUUGUGUUUUAGAGUCCUCUUCACUUUUGUCUGUUACUAGGAAGUUAACGAGAAGCUUUGACUCCCAGAGCACAGCCGCUUCGCUGGUAGACUUGAAAGAGAAUUCUUGGGGGAGGAAGGACACAGCGGAUCACAUUCACCUUCCAUGAAACAUCUUCUUUUGGUUUUUGUGGCAUCACUCUCGUAAUUCUCCUAUCUCACUGACUUUUCCUUCUCAGUCUUCUUUGCCAGUUCCUCCUGACUUCUCUCUCCAGCCUCUCCGCACUGCAGAGCCCGAAGGGUCAGUUCUUGCAUUCCUAUUUCCUCCCACUCCUAGAUGAGCCUAUCCUCUUGUGACUUUAAAUACCGUUUUUAUACUGAUGACUCCCAAAUUUAUUUCCACCUCCAAAUCCCAAAGGAACACAUCCAAUACCUGAUUUAACGUCUCCACCUGGGUAUAUCACAGGCGUCUCAAGUUUAAAAUGUCCAAACAGAACUCGCCAUUUCCAACUUUCUUUCCACCUGCCUCUACCACCAAACUAUUUCUCCUCAGGCCUCUCCAUCUCUUUACAAGGGAAGUCCAAAUCCGCCCUGCUAGGUGCUGGAGUCAAGUCUUGGGAACAUCACGCACCACAUCCAGUCCACUGGCGGAUCCGACCAGCCAUCCCUUCAAAACGCGUCUGCUGAGCUCUGCUCUACGCCACCGCCCCCAUCCCGGCCUCCAAAACCAGGACUUCUCACCUGGAGUCUGCCUUCUACCUUGUCUCUCUGCUUCCACCCUUCCCCUCCUGUGCUCCCUUCUCCACUCACAGGCAGAGAGGUCCUUUGAAAACACCACAGCAAAGGAAGAAGCCAGACAAAUAAACAAAAACUCAUAGACACAGACAACAAUUUAGUGGUUACCAGAGGGUAACGGGGAUGGGGGUGGGA